AUGUCUACCACUACACCUGAGGCGGCCUCCGCGCCCAAGCUGGAGAAGAAGCCCGUCAAGUUCAGCAACUUGCUGCUUGGCGCUGGUUUGAACAUGUUCGAGGUCACAUCGUUGGGACAGCCGCUGGAAGUGAUCAAGACAACCAUGGCUGCAAACCGGGGCGACAGCUUCGCUGGUGCUAUGGGUCGGAUUUGGGGGCGUGGCGGGAUCCUCGGUUACUAUCAAGGUCUCAUUCCCUGGGCCUGGAUUGAGGCCUCCACUAAGGGAGCCGUCCUCCUCUUCGUCGCGUCUGAGGCUGAGUUCAGUGCUAAGGUUCUCGGCGCUCCCGACUUCCUUGCUGGUAUCACUGGGGGUAUGGUCGGUGGUAUCGCCCAGGCCUAUGCGACCAUGGGCUUCUGUACCUGCAUGAAGACUGUCGAGAUUACCAAGCACAAGAUGGCCGCACAGGGUGUGAAGCCCCCCAGCACUUUCGCGACUUUUAUGGACAUCUAUCGAAAGGAGGGUAUUCGUGGUAUCAACCGUGGUGUCAAUGCCGUUGCCAUUCGUCAGACUACCAACUGGGGUUCUCGUUUCGGUCUUUCCCGAUUGGCAGAAACCGCGAUCCGUAAAGUGACUGGCAAGGAAGACGGCCAGAAGCUUGGUGCCUUUGAGAAGAUUUUGGCCUCCGGUCUGGGUGGUGGUCUCUCUGCUUGGAACCAGCCCAUUGAGGUCAUUCGCGUUGAGAUGCAGAGCAAGACCAAUGACCCCAACCGCCCUAAGAACUUGACUGUCGGCAAGGCCUUCAACUAUAUCUACCAGUCGAAUGGUCUCAAGGGUCUUUACCGUGGCGUUACUCCUCGUGUGGGUCUGGGCAUUUGGCAGACCGUCUGCAUGGUGGCUCUUGGUGAUAUGGCCAAGGAAACAGUCGAAAAACUGACGGGCGACCAAGUCACCGCUAAGCACUAGAGAAGGUUUGAGAUACCCUUCUGCCAUGCAUGGUCUUUGAGUUGGGUGGAUGAUGUAACAGCCGGUCUUCGGCCUUUGGUAUCUAUUGUACGGGCCUUCAAUCGGAUGAGAUGUCCCGAGGGUAGGGAUCAGACAUUCGCCGAUCAUUGAGGGGAUGUAGCAUCGGACUGGAGUUGUAUGUCAUCAAUGUCAUGUUAGGCAAAUACUCGAUAUAAUGAAUAAUAAUAUUGCCGACUCCUGGGGGUUCGAUGAUUCCGAAAAUCAUUUUCUGAAUGUUUUGUAUUUUCCGUUGCGGGUAUUAUUUAUUGAACAGCAUUGGAAGUCAUCCUGGCCAAGUGCAGAGUAUAUUUAGUCCACAACAAUACUAUUC
Molecule: messenger RNA, 1315 nt
Organism: Aspergillus wentii DTO 134E9
Lineage: Eukaryota; Fungi; Ascomycota; Eurotiomycetes; Eurotiales; Aspergillaceae
Product: putative mitochondrial DNA replication protein (Yhm2)
Exons: 5
Coding region: 1-945 (314 amino acids)
Biological process (GO): alpha-ketoglutarate transport; mitochondrial citrate transmembrane transport
Cellular component (GO): mitochondrion
Molecular function (GO): tricarboxylate secondary active transmembrane transporter activity
Source: RefSeq, a predicted model, not a curated record